Molecule: messenger RNA, 1502 nt
Organism: Pocillopora meandrina
Lineage: Eukaryota; Metazoa; Cnidaria; Anthozoa; Scleractinia; Pocilloporidae
Source: the annotation of a GenBank genome assembly
UCUCAGAGCUCUGUCAGUAAAUAUUCAGUGGAGUUCUCUGAAGGCGGGAAAACAUUUAAAGAAGAGAUUGCAAUCGACAUUACAAAGGGAACAGAGACUUUCCAUGUACCAAAGACAUCACCUAAUAAAUCAGCAGGAGAUAUAAUCUACGAUUUCAAAAAGGUAAUAUUUGGUCGUAUUUGUUGAAUACAAUUGUUUGGGCUGGUGAGGGCGGUGAAGUAUUGAACUCGUUCACUUUAAAAAAAAAAACCUUUCACCGAUAAGUUGUUUAAGGACCUCUUUCCUUUAAAUAUUAUGUGUUUUCUUAGAUUUUUAUUAACCAGAUUAUUACUAUCAUUUUUUUUAUUAGUAUGGCACUUUGUUACGCGCUGCAAGCUUCGCUAAAAGUCUGUUUCAUGCCAUUUCUUCUAAUGAUAUUAAUAACCCCACGGUUAGCUCAGGUUGUAGAGCGCUGGACUGCCGUGCACGAGGUGAAGGUUUCAAGUCCCAGACCCGCCCAACACUCAGAGUCUUAAUAUGAAUGACGAGAAUGUGCUGCCUUUGCUAUGACAUCUGCAAAUGUUUAGACGUUCAAGUUUAUCCAAAUAAGGACGAUAAACCGUAAGCCCCGUCUCCUGCAUCUUCUCUGUACUGGAUAGGAAGGAAUUUUAAAGAACCUACGCACCUCUCGCAAAGAGUUAAGAACGUAGCUCCGGUGUUAUGGCCUGGCCAUGUGUCCACAAAUUCCUAAACUAAGAGUACCUACAAAUUUCAUUUGAAUAGAGCAUUGUAAACUGUAGUUUGGACAAAGUCCCCCGAGGAAGGGUUGUUAAGCGCAUCAGAGCAUAUUCAUUCGGAAAAUGCGCCAUUUAAAUGCAUCUUUAUCAUUAUCACUUACUGCAAUAACUCGAGUUUAUCUCAGUAUAAACUUUUAGGUUUUCAAGUGUGUCAGUUCAUUGUAUCUGUGUCCACUUUACUAUUUGCUUUUCCCUAAAGUACCGACUGAAGCCGAGUUUAUUUUUCAUGCAGCAAGUGACAAUGAUUCAUCUGCCAGCAGAAAAGGCUUGCUAUGUGGCGAAUUCAGUCGAUAAAACUCCCACACCCGCUGUUUUAAAGGAAGCUUUAGAGACGGUGAGUGAGAUUGAAUUACUUCCACACCUUGGGUCUUUUACCGUCAGCCUCGCAAUGUUUUGGCGCGUCUGAUUGCUAAUUUUCAUGACUUUGUCUCAUUAUAUAAUCAGCAUACUUUCGGAACAGGUGAAGACGUACCAACCACCUCAACUGAAAUACAAAUGAAGGUUGUGGAACUGCUUGACGAUCGUUCAGUGCUGAGUAUUGAAAUGGAGGAUCUGUGUGCAAAUCUGCCAAUUUAUGUGGUCGUAAGAAGAGCUAUGAAACCAAAUGACAAGGAAGCUGAUGUGGAGUAUGAUGAGGAUGUUGAUGAAGUCAUUGAUGAGGAAGCCAGGGAUUUCCCUGAAAUAACCAAUCUAUAUGACAUUCCUAACGCACGUAAGUCGUAUUGA